UGUGGUCCCCACCAUCUCCCUCUCUCCACUUCUUGUUUUUUUUGUUUGCUCUCACCAAGUGUUUGUUUGUUUGCCUGAUUCAAUUUUCCUUGUUAAUUGUUGUUGUCCUAAUACGAUGAGAUAAUCAAAACCCAUUAUUCAUUCCCUUCGUUUCUGACGGAAAUUGGUCUCCUGCUUUGGUUGUGUGUCCAUCUCACGUUCACACUUGCCUGCUACAUGUUUCUCCAGUUGUCACCCUUCCUCACUCUAUUUUACUCCUUUUUCUUGGAAAGUAGAAACAAGGGGUCGCAUUUUUUUUUCCUCUAGGGGAAGGAAACAGAGAAAAGUUUAAAGAUACCGACUUUUAACUGAAACAGAAUGUGGGUGUUUGCAAGCAAGGCUUUUUAAGUCAGUAAAGCCACUUUCUUCGUUUCAUCUAUGAAAUCAUAGAUAACUUGAUCCCGUGCUACUACCCCAGCUGCAUUUGCUUUAUUGUUAUUCUUUUUGCUUCAGGAGUGGAAUCUACGUAUGAAAGUUGAAAUCUUUGUUUCAUUUUCUGGUGGAGGAAAAUUGUUUUGAAGCUGACUUGGCAUUCAGAUCUGCAUCUGGCCUUGAGCGUGGCGUACAUCCAGACAUUCUCACUGAUCAAGUUGGAAUAAGGUAUCUGCUUUCGUGCCAACAAGUCUUAAUUGUGUGGAAGGAGUGCUUCUGUGUUGAAGUGGUAGCCCGUUUCAGUGUUUUAAGUUUGGAGGUCUAAUAUGCUUGUGAGAAAGAGAGGUUCUUGAAUCUGAGUAAUUAGGUCUGAGAGGAAGGUGAUUCUUUGUUGGGGCUAGAUAUGGCCUCUAGUCAAGGGAGGCGGCAUCACCAUGAUCUUGUGCCUCUUGCUGCAUUGCUGAAGAGAGAGAUGAAGAGUGAGAAGAUGGAGAAACCCACCGUGAGGUUUGGGCAUGCUGCUCAGUCCAAGAAAGGGGAGGAUUACUUUCUAAUUAAGACUGAUUGUCAGCGAGUGCCUGGGAACUCUUCAUCAUCCUUUUCUGUAUUUGCGGUGUAGCAAUGGCCUUUUCAGAUUGUAAUCCUGAAUUGUGAGCUAAUAUGAAUGUCCUUUUGGAUGGAAGCACAUGAUCCUAUGAGAUGGUCACCCAUUUAUUCUGGUUCACAGAUCUUUGAUGGGCACAAUGGAAAUGCUGCUGCCAUUUUUACCAGGGAGCAUUUGUUAAAUCAUGUGCUGGGUGCUCUCCCUCGCGGGCUUGGACGAGAUGAGUGGAUACAAGCUUUACCUAGGGCGUUGGUUGCUGGGUUUGUUAAGACUGAUAAGGAAUUCCAGAGCAGAGGGGAAACUUCUGGAACCACAGCUACGUUUGUAAUAGUGGAUAGAUGGACUGUGACUGUUGCAUCUGUUGGAGAUUCCCGUUGUAUACUGGAUACCCAGGGUGGUGCUGUUACCACCUUAACUGUUGAUCACAGACUUGAAGAAAAUAUUGAAGAGAGGGAACGUGUAACUGCUAGUGGAGGUGAAGUUGGGAGGCUUAGCAUUGUUGGUGGUGCUGAGAUUGGUCCCCUUCGAUGCUGGCCAGGGGGUCUAUGCCUUUCUAGGUCAAUAGGAGACAUGGAUGUUGGGGAGUUCAUAGUUCCGAUACCAUAUGUCAAACAAGUGAAGCUAUCAAAUGUUGGCGGGAGGCUUAUAAUUGCUUCUGAUGGAAUAUGGGAUGCUCUAUCCUCAGAAAUGGCUGCAAAAUCUUGCCGAGGUUUGCCUGCAGAACUUGCUGCUAUGCAGGUUGUCAAGGAAGCACUAAGAACAAGGGGGUUAAAGGAUGAUACGACUUGCAUAGUUGUUGACAUAAUCCCACCUGAUAAUGAGUUGCCACCAACACCUCCCCCAAAAAAGCGGAACAAGCUGAGAGACCUUCUGUUCAGGAAGAGGUCCCGGGAUUCUGCCGGUAAGCUGUCAAAAAAGCUUUCAGCUAUAAAUAUAGUGGAGGAACUGUUCGAAGAAGGAUCAGCAAUGCUUGCUGAAAGAUUAGGAAAUGAUGACAACUUGAACUCAGGACAAUCAACAUCUGGGCUUUUUGUCUGUGCUGUAUGCCAAGUUGAUCUUGCUCCAAGUGAAGGCAUCUCUGUCCACGCAGGUUCCAUCUUCUCCACCAGUGCAAAACCCUGGCAAGGUCCUUUCCUAUGUUCUGAUUGUCGCGAUAAGAAGGAUGCUAUGGAAGGAAAACGUCCCAGCGGAGUUAAAGUAUCAUAGGUUCAAAAUUGGAGUAGUCCUAUUCUUUAUGCUAUCAUUCACUUUGUAAUCACAAUUUAUAUAGGCCAAGUAAUUGGUUGAAUCUCACUGUCAAGUAGCAACAAGAGAUGUACAUGUGAUAUCCACGAAUUCAUGUAAAAUGGGAAAUUGCAUUUGAAUAGCAAAGGCUGGGAGCUGGGAGAGCCUGGACUGAGUUUUUGGGGGUCUGCAGGUUGUCAUCUCUGUCUAAUUGUCAAAGAGUUGGAUGGUUAAGAUCAGUGCCAGGUUGAUUCUUUUGUAUAUUAGUUUUGUGUUGCUAAAUUUACCACAAAAGUGGGUAUCAUCUUUGAUCACGUGGGCAUCAUUGCAUGCUACCUUCACCCCAGAUUCCUGUAUAUAAACUUCCAUAACCUUUUCAGCCCUGGGGAUUAGAAACUGCAAAUCUUUACGAUGGAUUGAAAAAUCAUUCAUUUAAAUUUAGGAAUUGCUUG
Messenger RNA from Abrus precatorius (Indian licorice), 2691 nucleotides. Its product is annotated as probable protein phosphatase 2C 15. The coding region runs from base 1076 to 2221 and encodes 381 amino acids. Gene Ontology annotation, biological process: protein dephosphorylation. The transcript is spliced from 10 exons. The record is from RefSeq and is a predicted model, not a curated record. Gene Ontology annotation, molecular function: protein serine/threonine phosphatase activity. Lineage: Eukaryota; Viridiplantae; Streptophyta; Magnoliopsida; Fabales; Fabaceae.